AUGACAAGGUUUAACAAAGAGAGGUUUCAAAUACCCGACCUUCACAUCACAGCAGUUAUUUUCGCCCUCACUUAUGCUGUAAGAUGUGAAGCUUUCAAGAUGUCUUUAUCAAAGACCCCGUCGCAGACAGUGACCGAGCUCCUCACCCGAGCUGAAAAAUACAUUAAUAUGGAGGAAACACUAAAUCCAAGGAGACCUAGUCCUUCCCAUGAAAAGGUCGAGAACAAGAGGCAACAUGAUCCCGUCCCCAGGCAUGAGCUUCCUCGAGAUAAGCGCAGGAAAGAGGCGCCGUCAGCACCUGUCACUCAAUUGAACACCUCUAAGACAAACAUCUUGAUGGAAAUUAAGGAUAUGAAAGAAUUAAAGUGGCUUUCAAGAAUAAAGUCGCUUCUUGACACAAGAGAUAGGAGCAAGUAUUGUGAAUUUCACCUGGAUCAUGGGCAUACCACAGAGGAUUAUCAUGCUUUACAGCAAGAAAUUGAAGUUCUUACGUCUGGAGGAGACACAACUAGUGGGCGAAAGCAUUAUGCCUGCCAACAUGCUCAUACCCCAAGAAAAUCCCUUAAUGAAGUCAAAGGCAUCACUUUUGGAGCAAGAGAUUUGGAAGGAUUAUCAUAUCCUCAUGACGAUGCCUUGGUCGUCUCUGUUGUUGUGGCUAACUUCGAAGUAAAAAGGAUUUUGGUUGAUAAUGGGAGUGCAGCAAAUAUACUCUCGCAGGAGGCUUCCGCCAAAAUGGGGAUCUCUCCCAAACAGCUCAAAGCAGUAAAAACUUCUCUACAGGGAUUUGGUGGGGGAGUCAUUAUCCCUGAGGGCAUCGUCGAGCUCCCGCUUACAUUAGGAUCUAGUAUUACACAAGUGACGGAGAUCACACCAUUCCAAAUGAUUAAUACCCCAAUGGCCUACAACAUCAUUCUGGGAAGACCUCUAUUAAACAAGAUCCAGGCUAUUGUAUCAACUUUCCGCCUGGCCAUGAAGUUCCCCACAGGUCAUGGCAUUGGAGUAGUUCGAGGAGACCAAACAGCUGCCAGACAGUGCUAUGUUACUAGCAUCCGAAGAACGAGUACAGACGUCAUGCAACUUUUAGACCUCGAGCUCAAGCCAAGGGGUAGAUUGGCCCUCGUUGAGGAAUUGGAAGUGGUCGAGCUCGAGCAUGGAAAAGUGGUAACUAUUGGUUGA
Olea europaea var. sylvestris is the source of this 1176-nucleotide messenger RNA. RefSeq lists its product as uncharacterized. The transcript is spliced from 2 exons. The record is from RefSeq and is a predicted model, not a curated record. NCBI's taxonomy places the organism in Eukaryota, Viridiplantae, Streptophyta, Magnoliopsida, Lamiales, Oleaceae. The coding region runs from base 1 to 1176 and encodes 391 amino acids.